UCAUUAGCCAUAUAAAAGAUCUAGACUAACCCACGCUGACACUGUGAUUCCAGACUCUUUGGACCGCUGUUGCAACCGAAACAUUCGAAUUCCGCCGUCUCUUGGUUCGGACCGUUCUAUUUCGCCAUUCGACCAUCAUGGAAAACAGGCCUGUGAUUACUCAAGGCUUAGUUGAGAAUGCGGAAGAACUAGGACGAUGCUUCAACUUGGCGACCAACAGCAUGGAGAUACAGAUUCAGUCGAACACUUGUGGUCGAACGCACCUGGAAUCGCACAGUACAGAAGCGGGGGAUCAGACAAGGCCUGAGAAUCUCCACAAGUGUGAGGAGUGCAGUAGGCACUUCACUAAGCAGUGCCUUCUGAAGAGACACAUGCAGCGUGUACACACCAAAGAGAAACCGUUCCAUUGCGAUCAUGAGGGGUGUGACGAGCAGUUCCGUCUCUUUGUUGAGCUAAAGAGACACAUGCGGGUUCACGCCAAACCGUUCCAGUGUCAGGAGUGUGAUAAGCAGUUCCUUAGGUUAGGUCUGCUAAAAAAGCACAUGGUAUCUCACAGCGACCAGACACCGUUCCAGUGCGAUCAUCAUGGGUGUGGCAAGCAGUUUCGUCGGAAGGGCGAGCUAAAGAAACACCUGCUAACUCAUACCGACGUUAAACCGUAUCAGUGUGAGGUAUGUGGUAAACAGUCACGUUUGAUGGGUGAUCUAAAGAAACACAUGCUGACUCACACCGGUGAGAAACCGCAUCGCUGCGAGGAGUGCGGGAAGCAGUUCACCCAGACAGCUAGUCUAAAGAAGCACUUGAGGUCUCACACAGGCGAGAAACCGUUUCAAUGUGAGAAGUGUGGCAUGCAGUUUACCCAGAUGGGGUCUCUGAAAGUCCACGCGCGGACUCACACAGAUGAGAAGCCAUACAUGUGUGAGACGUGUGGCAAGCGGUGCAGGCAACUGAGUAACCUGAAGGAACACAUGAUGACUCACACAGGUGAGAAACCUUACAUCUGCCAGGUGUGUGGCAGGCAGGUGAGACACAUGUCUGCGCUGAAGAAACACAUCAUGAGGAAUCACGCCAGCAAACAGGUAUAGCGAGUUCACGAUAGCGGACCCGAAUUCAAGUCCUUGGGUAAACGAAAAAUUAGGACAAUCCGCAAAAGUUACCCUAAAAUGCUAUCCUACGUUUCCACAAUAGCACCGAGAACAAGAAAAGACUAAAUGGAUCCGUCGCACGAGUCCGGAAGUUCAAGUUCUUAUGAGUUGCGUGUUGACAUUCAUUGGUUUCGGAAGCGCUGCGGGGAAGAAGUUACUUAGUACUAUUUUUGUUUGUUUGUUGGCCCACCGUUGUGCAGCUUGGUUAUCUAACCUUAAAUACUACGUCUAAUUUUAACCAUCAGUUUGCUCGACUUUCUGUUUAAGUGGAUAAAGAGCUGUAUGAUACAGAAUAUGGCUCUUUUCAUGUAACGAUACAAUGAUUUAGGAGUGCAUGCGAAUGAGGGUAUCAACCUUGUGCAUUAGGAUCAGAUGGAAUGACAAAUUAGAUGUUGUGGGAAGUUAUGUUAAAAAGUAGUCUGCUGUGUUGUUACGUACUAGUAUUAGAAGAAUCUUGUUUGCUCUUAAAGGCCUUGUCCAUGUAUUACAUUGUAUCAUUUCCAAUAAAGCAUGAAUGAAUAUGA
Messenger RNA from Branchiostoma floridae (Florida lancelet), 1669 nucleotides. RefSeq names its product zinc finger protein 239-like. The coding region runs from base 138 to 1085 and encodes 315 amino acids. The transcript is spliced from 2 exons. The record is from RefSeq and is a predicted model, not a curated record. Gene Ontology annotation, cellular component: nucleus. Lineage: Eukaryota; Metazoa; Chordata; Leptocardii; Amphioxiformes; Branchiostomatidae.